GGGGCCGAAAAGCGUCAAAAGCUGCAGGCGGAGAUGGACAAGGUCAAGGAGAUCAUGUUGGACAAUACGAAGAAGAUCGCUGAGCGUGGAGAUCGGCUGAGUCACCUGGAAGAGAGGGCUAGCGCACUCUCAUACGCCAGCCAGAAUUUCAAGCGGUCCGCUUCUGACGUCCGGAAGCGCAUGUGGUGGAAGAACAUGAAG
Messenger RNA from Dioszegia hungarica, 201 nucleotides. RefSeq names its product synaptobrevin. NCBI's taxonomy places the organism in Eukaryota, Fungi, Basidiomycota, Tremellomycetes, Tremellales, Bulleribasidiaceae. Gene Ontology annotation, biological process: vesicle-mediated transport; vesicle fusion. Gene Ontology annotation, molecular function: SNAP receptor activity; syntaxin binding. The annotation marks the transcript as partial. The record is from RefSeq and is a predicted model, not a curated record. Gene Ontology annotation, cellular component: SNARE complex; plasma membrane. The transcript is spliced from 2 exons.